CUUGGUUUUGCUUUAGAGUGCAGACAAACUAUCUGCUCAAGAUACUCAGUUUGUCAUAAGUCAGACGUUAUCAUGUUUUUAAUUCGCCUCACAGUGUAUUAGCUUUUAGUUAUCGUUUAUCUGGCGUCGUUCAGUCGUAAAGGCGCGAGUGGGAGAUGACAACAGCUCCCACUUGGUGUGUUCACAAAACGAGCAGUCACUAGGUAGAAGCAAAUCCCGGAACUUGAAACGGUAGGAAGUGAGCUAACGUUAGCUAGCUUUUUGUUGACAGUGUGCUUGCUGUCAAACCAGAAACCGACCUAAGCAGAAGUACCCGGAGUUAGUUAGCUACGUACUUGGAGACUUCAGCCUGCCGCACUUUUAUUUGGGCCGAAUUUGGUUUGAAGUUUCCGUCACUUUUAACCACUUGUGGCUCUAGAAGAUGGCAUCGAGGGGAAGCUUCACAGGUCCUCCGAUGAAUCCGAGUAUGAGCCCCAUGAAUGUUGGGCAUGCCGCGGGCAUGAGGAUGCAAGGAAUGCCCCAGCCUCCGGGGGGAUAUCCCAGAAGCAUGAGCAGCAUCCCCCAAUACCCCCAGCGCCCCGGGAUGCCAUCCAGCAGAGUGGGGGGCCCCAUGGGGUCAAUGGGGGGUCAGCUGCCUGGUCCCUCUUAUGGUAGCAGUAGCAUUCCCAUGCGGGCAGGCAUGGGACCCCCGAGCAUGGACGCCUCUAGGAAACGGUUUCUUCAUCAGCAACAGCAACAACAAGAGGUGCUGGGAGGCCUCAGACGAGGAGCAAAAAGGCGCAAGAUGGCUGACAAGGUUCUGCCACAGAGGAUCCGAGAUCUGGUCCCGGAGUCCCAGGCCUACAUGGACCUCCUGGCCUUUGAGAGGAAGCUGGACCAGACCAUCGCUCGAAAGCGUAUGGAGAUUCAGGAAGCCAUCAAAAAGCCCAUUAUGCAAAAGCGCAAGCUCAGGAUCUACAUUUCCAACACGUACACUCCCAGCAAACCCGAGGGUGAGGAGGCGGAGAAGGUGUCCUCCUGGGAGCUGAGAGUUGAGGGCAAACUCCUGGAGGAAGCUGGCAAGCAGAAGAGGAAGUUUUCAUCUUUCUUCAAAAGCUUGGUGAUUGAGCUUGAUAAGGAGCUCUACGGGCCUGACAACCACUUAGUAGAGUGGCACAGAAUGCCCACCACUCAGGAGACGGAUGGUUUCCAGGUCAAAAGGCCAGGAGACGUGAAUGUUAAAUGCACCCUUCUGCUCAUGCUCGACCACCAGCCCCCUCAGUACAAACUGGAUCCACGGUUGGCUCGCCUUCUGGGUGUACACACACAGACACGAGCCAGCAUCAUGCAAGCUCUCUGGCUUUACAUCAAGAACAACAAGCUGCAGGACAGUCAUGAGAAGGAGUACAUCAACUGCAACCGCUAUUUCAGACAGAUCUUUGGCUGUCCACGCAUGAGGUUCUCUGAGAUUCCCAUGAAACUGGCGGGCCUGCUGCAGCACCCUGACCCCAUUAUUAUCAAUCACGUCAUUAGCGUGGAUCCCACCGAUCAGAAGAAGACUGCAUGCUACGACAUCGACGUGGAAGUGGACGACCCACUUAAGGGCCAAAUGAACAGCUUCCUGUCUUCUACAACCAACCAGCAAGAAAUUGCUGCCCUCGAGAUGAAGAUUCAUGAAACCAUUGAGUACAUUAACCAGCUGAAGACCGAAAGAGAUUUCAUGCUGAGCUUCAGCAAUAAUCCACAGGAGUUCAUCAAGGACUGGCUGAAGUCUCAGUCCAGGGAUCUGAAGUUGAUGACAGAUGUGACUGGAAACCCAGAAGAGGAGAGGAGGACCGAGUUCUACCAUGAGCCCUGGGUGCCAGAGGCAGUGGGCAGAUAUGUUUACUCCAAAGUGCAGCAGAGAAGACAAGAGCUGGAGCAGGUGUUGGGUAUCCGACUCACCUAAAUACAAUUCUAGAGGAGUCACAGCCACCUUAGGUUUACUCAUCAGUUGUUAAUGUUCCACUCAGCUGAAACUGGAAGCCUUUUACCUUUAAAUGUUCAGAAAGCCAUCGUCACUGACGCAGAGUUCGGGACCAAAGUGAUGCUUAUAUGACCUUUAAUAAUAUCUUUGCCUUGUAGUGUCUGUUAUAUUGAGCCUGUUUAAAUAACCUUUAUCCUUUUUUUUAAGUUUUGCAAUAUGUUUUGUCUCUGGUACAAAAUGCUGUUUAAGCACUGGUGCUGUUUGGGUGUUUUCACCGUCACUUUGAGUGCUGUUUUGAAAGAGGGAUGUGUUUACUCUUAUAUUGAAAAGCCAUAAUUUUUAGAUAAGAGCAAUGCCUAAUCUUCCAGGAGGCAUGGUAGAAUUAAGCAUUUCAUUCCAGUGUAUAUAAUAUGUUUAAUGCUUUUGCAGCAUUAUUGAAAGUUGAAAUGAAACAUUCUGAUUUUGUGAAUGUUUACACGCCAUUUUUAUUUGUUUGUGGGGUGAUUCGAGGGGAAUAGGAGCUGAGGCUCUUUAGAUUGAACGGAUCCAUACCUUCAAAGAAAGUUAACUGCUAUUAAUAAUUUGAUAGGAAUGAAACUGCAGUAUGUCAGCUAAAAAAAAUUUUUUUUUUUUAAAAAGCGCCAAAAUAUUGUGUACAGUUUAGUUUCAUGAUUUAAAGCUUCGCUGUUUUGUUGACUCUUUGUACAUCAGUCUUAAAGUUCUUGAAACAUUCCUUUUUGACAGAUAUCAUUGUGCCAAAAUGUGUUUAGUGAAGAAGGCACAUAGAAUUUAAGAUGAGGUAAAAACGUUAUGUACAAAUGUUAUUUUUGUACAGCUUCUCUUUGUUAAAUGUUUGCAUGUUGUGUAUCAAUCAAAAGCCUUUAUCUUUUAUACAUUUGGAGUAUUUUUUACAAUAAAUAUACUUACAAAUGUUCA
This is a messenger RNA of Oreochromis aureus, 2881 nucleotides long. It is a transcript of the gene smarcd2, whose product is annotated as SWI/SNF related, matrix associated, actin dependent regulator of chromatin, subfamily d, member 2. The transcript is spliced from 13 exons. Bases 422 to 1927 code for a protein of 501 amino acids. Gene Ontology annotation, cellular component: SWI/SNF complex; nucleus. Gene Ontology annotation, biological process: regulation of transcription by RNA polymerase II. The record is from RefSeq and is a predicted model, not a curated record. Lineage: Eukaryota; Metazoa; Chordata; Actinopteri; Cichliformes; Cichlidae.